CGUAGCUACAAUAGUUCCUAUAUACAAAGGCAUAGCCACUGUACUACAUAGGUAGCUACACUUAUGCAUAUUUACGAGAGCAUAGUCAGGGGCGAAGGAAGUGAUAAUACAUAGUGCUAAUACGUACAACCCUAUGGGACUGCACGUUCAUUCAACAGACUUUGUCAGACAGUUGAACAACAUAGUGAAGCUAGGAAUACGAUCACAUAGCAAUUGUACACAUAGUAUCUUUUGAAGCUUUCUGUUUCUUCAGGCAAGGAUUUAAGACGCUCGUAUAUAAGAGAUGUAUAUGAACGGGUUUUGAUAGUUUUUAUUUCAAUACAUCUAGAUAAAAAGGAAAAGGAGUUCAAUCGAAGUGGAGGCUAUCUUGGGAUACUGAAUCCGCAGCAUGAUGUGUGAGGCCUCUCCUGCGGCCGAUGACAACUCCGAAACGCCACAGCAUCAAUUCAAGACUCAGUACAACGAACCACUCCAUCGUCUACUCACCGAUGAGAUGUGGGUACAUAUACUGACCCUGUGCACGAACAUACACGUGCGCCAAGUGUGCCGACGGUUUUGUAAGCUGUACGACAUUGCAUUGGCCGACAAACGGGAGAUCGCGACAAGUGAUGCGAAGUAUGUGACGCAAUAUGCUCGUGGACAAACUGUAGCGUUGGUGUUUCAGAGACUAUACGACGGGAGUGCAUGCCAGACUCUCCUCUGGGCGUGUGCGAGAUAUGGUACGGCUGAUAUGGUGUUUGUUCAUACGGACGGAUUCCAAAACGUGCACACCGAGGACUUGAAUAGGAUGCUGUGUGAAAGCGCGUACCAGGGGAAUAUAGCAGUGGUGCAACUGCUCCUGAACGAGUCGCGGACAGAUCCGAGUGCGAAAGCUUUCGACACAAUGGUCGGCGACGACAACGAGCGGUUUCCGGUCCAAUCUACCGAUACCGAAGAACUAAAGUGCCAAUAUUACUUGAACGCCCUUUCCGCUGCAUGCGAAGGGGGUCACAUGGUCGUGGUAGAUCUGCUGCUCGCAGAUAGCCGAGUCGACCCAACUAUAGGGGACGAGUGCUGUGCUCUAGUGAGUGCCAGCGUGAAAGGCCAUGCCGACGUGGUUGCCAGGCUGCUGGAGCAAGUGACUGUAGACCCGUCGGUAUGCGAGAACGCACCCAUCGCCUGGGCGAGUGAAAACGGGCACACGGACGUUGUGCAGCUGUUACUGAGAGAUUCGCGUGUUAACCCGGCGCAGAGAGACAACCAUGCCAUCACAUGGGCGUGCCUGAAUGGCCAUGUGGACGUUGCUGAGGUGUUGCUGCGUGAUAUUCGCGUAGACCCGAGUUGGGAUGGCAAUGCGAUUAUCGGCGCCCUGGGGGGAGCAGAAGAGGAUCUUGAAGUUAUUCAACUGCUAUUGCAAGACACCUGCGUCGAUCCGUCAGCCAAUGAGAACGCAGCACUCAUCAACGCGUGCGAGGGAGGCUGUAUAAAGAUCAUGGAGGCGCUCUUAGCAGAUGAGCGUGUAGAUCCCUCGGAGGUCCCGAACAUCUUGGCAUCCGCCAGUCGGCACGGAUACACAGACUUAGUGGAGAAGCUGUUGCUGGAUGAGAGGGUGGAUCCGUCGGGUGCUGAUAACCUGGCCAUCAAGAUGGCGAGCCAGAACGGACAUCUCGAGGUAGUGGACCGGCUGCUGAACUAUGCGAGGGUCGAUCCGUGCGCAGAAAACAAUAAAGCAGUGCGCCUGGCGUGCAAGGAGGGCCGGCUGGCCGUGGUAGACCGGCUGCUGAAGGAUACGCGUGUGGACCCCAGCAGCAAGCGUAACUACGCCAUUCAGUACGCGAGUGAGAUGGGACAUGUGAGUGUGGUCGACAGACUGCUACAAGACUGCCGCGUGGACCCGUCGGAUAAGGCGAACUGUGCGGUACGUAUGGCAUGCUGGCACGGACAUGUACACGUGGUGCAGAGACUGUUGCAGGAUGAGAGAGUAGACCCAUCGGCCGAGGCUAAUAGUGCGCUACGCAUUGCCACGGACGAGGGCCAUGUGGAUGUGGUGGAGAUGUUGAUGAGAGAUAAGAAAGUGGUGGACGCCCUUGCAUCGGAGAUGGGUGCGAUAGAUAUCACUGGUGACCUAGAUCAUUAGCUAGUAGAAUGCAUAUCUAGUAUCUCAGGUGUAACGGCGACUUGUGGACAUUACACAACAUAAAGUACUGUUUUCUGAGUACGCACACCACGGACAAUAUUAACAAUGUGCGAAUCAGCAUCCAUGACUUCGCACCAAUAUGAAUAGCCCCUGCUGAUCCAAUAAUCCCAUGCUGUACUGAUUCCAAACCAUAUGACAUGACGCAGCUACUGUAUUGUCGGACUGAGAUGCAUUCCGUCUACAUGUAUGCACACACACAGGCACAAAUACAGACAUACACACUGACACAGACACAAGAC
Molecule: messenger RNA, 2415 nt
Organism: Sphaeroforma arctica JP610
Lineage: Eukaryota; Ichthyosporea; Ichthyophonida
Exons: 2
Coding region: 389-2116 (575 amino acids)
Molecular function (GO): protein binding
Source: RefSeq, a predicted model, not a curated record